AUGGUCAUACCCGAAUGCAAAGAUGGUUUGAAGCCUGUUGUUGGCAUGGUCUUUAAAUCAAUUGAAGAUGCACGUUCGUUCUAUGCUGAAUAUGCUCGAGAUGCAGGUUUUGAGACUCGGAAAUUCAGUCACAAAGCAUCGGGGGAUGUUGUUACGUGGCUGUAUAUGGUGUGCAGUAGGGAGGGUAUAAAGAGGACACGAGAAUUUGAUGCAGUUAAUGCUCGACAAGGUUUUGCAAACAGACGUAGACGUGGAUCAAAGAGAUGUGGAUGCAAUGCAAAGUUAACGUUCAAGUUUGUCUCCGAAGGUGGGGUUGCUUGGUAUGUUGUUCACUACUUUAUUGAGGAGCACAACCACUCUAUGGUGGAGGAUCAACAUAAGCGCUACAUGAAAUCGAAUCGUCGACUAGAUCAACUACAUUCGAAAUUCAUUGACGAUUGUAUGAAAGCCAACAUUGGUCCCACAAUGACAUUUAAUCUAUUAAGAGAGGUGUUGGGCGGAUAUGAUUCGGUUGGUUGCACCGUAACGGACAUCAGGAAUUGUGUUCGUGACAUGAAAGAACAUCUGAAAGAGGUUGAUGCUCAAUUGAUUCUGAAUAAAAUGAGUAAGAAGAAAGAAUCAUGCCCAGGCUUUCACUAUGUGUUCGAGGUAGACUCCAAUAACAAAUUGACAAGGUACUGUAUGAUAUUUGGUCCUUUCACGGGUAAAGACAAUCAUGGUUGCCCUGUAACCUUUGCGGCUGGAUUUUUAUCCAAUGAGAGUAACGAAUCAUUUUCAUGGUUAUUCAAGCAGCUUGUUGAAUGCAUGGGUGCAGCCCCUAAAAUGAUAAUUACAGAUCAGGAUCGGGGCAUGAGACUUGCUAUUGAACUAGUGUUGCCAGAUACAAGACACCGGUGGUGCAUGUGGCACAUUAUGCUCAAACUUGCGGAUAAAGUACCUAAACAACUUCAUGCGGAUGAGUCUUUUAAGAAAGAUUUGAAUGCUUGUGUUUGGUCUGAAUUGUUGGAACCUGCUGAAUUUGAGGAAUCGUGGAAUAAUGUAAUCACACAAUAUGGUUUGGAAAAUGUGCCAUGGUUCAAGACAAUGUUUGAAGAUAGAACAUUUUGGGUUCCUGCGUACUUUAGAGAUUUUCCAAUGGCCUCUUUAUUGAAGACAACAUCAAUAUCUGAAGCAGAGAAUAGCUUCUUCAAAAGGUACUCAAAACCUCAAUUCUAUUUUGCUGAAUUCGUUAUGCAGUACGAUAAAGCGUUAGAUGCUCAAAGGAAUAAGUCAGAGAGACUCGAUUAUUUCGAUUCCACAAUUGUUCCAAUACUUGCAACAGAAUUACCAUUCGAGGAACAUGCGACUACAAUUUAUACCGACAAAAUGUUUAAAGAUGUUCAGGCUGAAAUUGUUGAGGCUUAUCAUAGCUGUAACAUGGUUGAUAUGUCAGUUCAGUCAAGCAACAAAGUUUACAGAGUAUCAGAUGGUAGUCGCAAUACCUUUAACGUCAACCAUGAAGUUGGAGCUGAGCAAAUUCCUGAGCAAUAUUUUGGAUCACGAUGGCUGAAGAGGCCCUUACUAAAGGCCGUACAUGGUUUUCCAAGACACGAGUUUGAAAUGACUGGAGCUCCAGAAGUUGACGCUAAACGAAAUGCAAUCACCAAGAUGCACAAAACAUAUUACCGUUUAGCUCAAAAGGCAGAGUCCCACAUCAAUGAUGUCAAUGCACUCAUAACUGGAAUGGAGAGGCUUGGUCUUGAACUGUUUGGUGAUGAAUGGUUAGAAGUGCCUUCUUUGGAUAAGGGAAAGAGGAUUGAAAAUGUGUUUGGUGAUCCAAUACCGGAUGCUAUCAAUGUUCACCCACCUGAUACUGUGCAUACCAAGGGUUCUGGAAGCCGGAAGGUGUCAAGGAAAGAAGCGGCUAUCAGGCAAAUGCAUAAACCUCUGCGACGUUGCAAGAAAUGCCGUGAACUAGUGAGGCAUGAUUCAAGAAACUGUGGCAAAGAGAAAGAGAAAAACAAAAACAAGUGA
This is a messenger RNA of Salvia splendens (bonfire salvia), 2013 nucleotides long. Its product is annotated as protein FAR1-RELATED SEQUENCE 5. Lineage: Eukaryota; Viridiplantae; Streptophyta; Magnoliopsida; Lamiales; Lamiaceae. Bases 1 to 2013 code for a protein of 670 amino acids. The record is from RefSeq and is a predicted model, not a curated record. Gene Ontology annotation, biological process: DNA transposition. The transcript is spliced from 4 exons. Gene Ontology annotation, molecular function: DNA binding; transposase activity.